Actinia tenebrosa (Australian red waratah sea anemone) is the source of this 2122-nucleotide messenger RNA. Its product is annotated as sodium-dependent glucose transporter 1A. Gene Ontology annotation, biological process: transmembrane transport. Gene Ontology annotation, molecular function: D-glucose transmembrane transporter activity. The record is from RefSeq and is a predicted model, not a curated record. NCBI's taxonomy places the organism in Eukaryota, Metazoa, Cnidaria, Anthozoa, Actiniaria, Actiniidae.
GGAAUGCGAUAUUUUAAGGUUUCAAAGCCAAAACUUAUCUAGACCUACCUCAUUUCCGUUGAGGUCACUGCAGUUUCGUCUGUGGAAGGAUUGUGAAUCAUUCGAAGGGCAUAAGGAGGAGAUUUUUUGGGCGAAAAACGUAAAUCAGAGAGCAGAAAAGUUUGGUUUUACAGCUACGUACAACUGUCAUGGCAGCUGAGCCUCUUGUUAAACAAGACGAACUGGCCGAUGUCCUUCGCGAAUGGGAUGAUGAAGAAGACGAAGUUGUUGAGUUUAUACAGCACUCUAGGCCGGAUUCAAGAGGUACACGUCAGAGAAAUGAGAACGGCUCUCCGCUGCAAGAUGUCGAUAUUUCUGACGGUAAUGGGACAAAGCCUCCUCGAGAAAGAUCUACCCUCACAGGAAAGCCUUUUUAUGCACCAUACGUACGAUUCUUUAAGGCAGCCUGUUUAUUUCUUUCAUUUUUGGGCCUGGGUAUAUCUAAUGCGAUAUAUGGAACAGCAAUCCUGGACCUGGCAUUCCACACCAGCACCAAGCUUCCGUAUAUGUCCUUYGUAUUUACGGCACGAUCUAUUGGGUAUUUAGUAGGRAGUAUCGCMGGUGGCUGGACCUAUGAUAAAUACGAUAGUUAUUUAGUCCUUGGAUGUUCCUGUCUUGGCUGUGCAUUGGCUAUGAUUGUGUUUCCUUUGGUUGGAAGCAUUUACGCAUUGAUUAUGAUUGCUUCUGCAAUGACUAUUUGUGCAGGUUCUCUAGAUACAGCUGGCAAYGCCAUUUCCUUUGUCUUAUGGCCCAAGAAAUCCCAGCCCUACUUGCAGUUCCUUCACUUCACCUUUGCYUUGGGCUCAUUUCUUGCUCCUCUGCUAUCWCARCCAUUCCUCCUGCCUGACGCUCUGACCAACCCCCCACCAAACCAUACAGACAACAGAAACGYGACAGGARGUUAUGAACCUGGUGAUAUACUACCAAUAACAUGGGCCUACUGGAUCGGCAGYRUYCCUCUCAUCKCUUCUGGGCUGUUUUUCCUAGCMUGUGCUUUCUUGAAAGGUCUUAAGGAAACAGUUGUCAAAAAGGAAGAACACCACUCCACAGUGAAUCAUCCAAACAGUCUAUUAUUYAAGGCAAUYGUUCUGUUCCUCUUUUUCAUUCUGCUUCUUCAAUAUGUCGGCAUGGAGAUUGUAUAUGGUGGAUACGUWUUUAUGUACGCUGUGAAGACCAAACCUCACAUGAGCAAACACAUGGCUUCCCUUCUAACUGCCACAUACUGGGGAACAUUUGCACUGGGAAGACUUAUAUCCGUGCAGUUAGCCAAAUACAUCAAACCACCAAAGAUGAUUUUAGCAGAUUUCAUAGGUUGCUUGUUGGCAGGAGUGAUYUUGAUUUCUCAAACCCAGUACGGAUGURAUGCAAACUCUGGCCCAAAACUUUGGGCUGGAACAAUCAUCCUAGGAAUCUCAGCUGCAUCAGUAUUUCCAUCAGCCUUGAGUUGGGCAGAGUACUUUGUUGAAGUGUCAGGUCGAGUGGCAUCGUUACUUCUCGUUGGAGCAUGUUUAGGUGAGAUGACCAUUCCUAUUGCCGUAGGGAACACUUUYGAUACCAUUGGACCUUGUUCUUUAAUGUACUGUAUAUUUGCUUUGAGUUUUCUUGGCAUAUUGAACUUUGCUGCAAUCCUGUUGUUUGGUCGGCAUUACAGAUCRCUUAGUGUUUUCUCAGGGGUGGAGUUUCAUAAGAAUAAUGUUGUUGAGGAGCCGCCGAAGCCAAAACAACACGAUGAGGAUGAGGUUUUAAGACUUCUUGAACAAAACAAUGAGAUAUUCAAUGGUAAUUAACUCCUAAACAUUCAUCAUACAAAGACAAAUCUUUUGUUUAAUAGAUGUYCUGGUUGAGUAAUAGUGACUAUUAGUCACUAAAUAGAUACUAUUUAUCAGUAUUUAGUUUGUUUUUAUUUCAGGGUUUAAUUGCAUCCGCUCUAAAGAAUUAAGUAAUAGAUUUUUUUGAAGGAAAAAGAUUUUCAGCAUAUGCUGUUCUCAUAAUGGCUGAGAACCAGGUCACCCAGUCAUUAGUUCACAAUAAAAGACAUAAAGAACAUGAAAUGCGUUUAUAGAAUAAAAGURUAGAAAUUGGC